This is a messenger RNA of Linum trigynum, 1835 nucleotides long. The record is from the annotation of a GenBank genome assembly. Lineage: Eukaryota; Viridiplantae; Streptophyta; Magnoliopsida; Malpighiales; Linaceae.
UUCGUUUCACCCUCCUCCUUCCUCCUUUUCUUUAAUCGUCAAAGUCGCAGCCCGACGCUACGACGGCGAUUUCUUUCGACUGAAGCCCCCGCCGUCCACCGCCUCGGAAAACUGGAAUCUCCGCCGCGAGUCUAAAGCGAAGAAAUUUUCUCCUAAAUUACUGUGAGUACGUUUCUUUCGUUGAAGCUCAGUGGCCAAUUCGCUACUCAUCCUCAUCCUGCAAUUUUUCGGAUGAGUGACUGCUGUUAGUUGCUUUUGCACCGUUAGGGUUUUCUUGUUUGUGGUCAUGAGAUGAUUUAUAGAUAAUGGCGGCUGGAUAAUUAGUAUAGUGUGAUGCGUUUUGGUCGCAAAAUGGUAUCUUUAUACUGAAGGCUGAAGUUGGUUUGGUUUGAACUUUCCAGCCGGAGAACUGGGUGAAGCCUGCCAUGGCUGGACCAGCAUUAUCAUCAUCAAAAGCAUUAUGUAUUAAUGAGCUUCUUGUGCCUCACCAUCUACUGGAAGAGGUUCUGGUUCGGAUUCCUUUGAGGGAUGUGUUUCGAUGUAUGUCUGUUUGCAAGCUCUGGCUCGCCUGUAUUCAAGACAGUCCAUAUUUCAUAACACGGUUCAUUCGCCGAAGGAUCGAGACAGAAGAGGCAUACAGUCAGCACCUGCUGUACAAGCAGUGUCUUUCCACAGGAUUUCAUCUGGUUGCAACACCCAUCUACUGCAACGUCGUCGAUGAUGGUUCAGACUUAUCUCUGAAUUUCCUCCCACUCCUAGCCGAGGAGGGUGAUAAUGGCUGGUUGCGGGGAUCAUCCAAUGGCUUGCUCUUAUGCUCCUCUUUCGGAAGAAGGCCUUGCAUAUAUUACAUUUGUAACCCGCUCACCAAGCAGUGGCUUACCCUUCCGCCGUCCCCUUAUGGUCACCAAGACAGGUUUCGUGUCGGCCUUGUCUGUGAACCAUUCUACCACGUCAAAGAUGAGGCCGGCAACUUGAUCUCUUUGAACGAUAAAGUUGGUUACAAGGUGGUACGUUGGGGAUGCAUUACUGCUGAGUAUGGGGCUGACAUUGAUGGAGAUUAUGGUGACGUGAUACAUUUCGAGAUAUUCUCAUCAGACACAGCAUGCUGGACUACAUAUAAGUCACGUUUUCGAGAGAGAGAUUUUCCCAAGGCUAUGUCAGGAUCUCCGAUCUUCGUUUCCCACGAUAGGAUGAUCUAUUGGUUGCUUGAAGGUUCUGAAAUCUUGGUUUUCAAUCCCUACAGUGAGGAGCCUUUUCAUCUGAGCCGCCUUGCUCUUCCUUCAAAUGCAUUGUUGGCCCCUUUUAAGGGGUUUAACGAAUGCCAAGGCUCACUCUGGGUAGGACAAAGUUUGGGAGCACAAGUGAGAGUUUACAUGCUAGUAGAUGGUGAAUGGUGUCUUAGGCAUGAUGUUAACUUCCUCGCCGAGAUGCAUUGGAGCUCGAGUUCUGUGAAGGACGUCUUAAGGCUUCGUCCGGACAUGUUCAACUUCCAUGCUAUGCAUCCCAGUGAUCCCACGGUGGGGUAUUUGUCUGCGAGCAACCGUGAUUCCAAUAUCAUAUUCCUGGAGUGCGACUUUGCAGGCAGAACACUGAAAGUGGUAGCCGGGGAUCUGGAUGGUAAUGAGCAGUGUGACAAUUUGUUGUAUGUGCUGCCAUUUUCUUUUCCACUUUGGCCAACCCCUCUUCCUGCUCUCCCUAUUGCUUAAGUAGGUUAUGGUAUGCCCUUAAUAGUUGUGUUUGUAGUCGAUGGUGAAUUGUAUAUUUGGUUGGAUGUAUUGGUAAAUGGUUAUUUGUAUUUUAGUGCGUUUGGAAUCUGAUAAAACGCAUGAAAAUAU